AUAUUUUAUCGCAACUCAUAAUCUUCCUAGUCUGUGCGAGAAACGUGUUUGACGGUGCGCUGGUAACAGUGCUAUUCUGAUAAAAAUUGGAUACUAUAUUGAAUAUUCUAUUUGCAGUUUGAAACAGAGCAGUUGGUGGGACUGUGUGACUGUGCAUACAUUAAUUAAUCAACGUUAUUUAAGUUAAACAAAUUGCAUUGCGAGAUUUAUAACACUUCGAGUAGGGGACGCGACUUGGACUUCUGAUUGCUUAAAACUCAAAUGCAUAUUAACUACGAAAUGAGGGGAUUUGUUGGCACAAUGAGGACAUUGAUUAUUUUCGCUAUUUGUCUAAUUUUGUACGGAGAGUGCAAGUUAUUGCCCAAAGGGAACCAUCAUGGUAACUGGAUAACUAAUGAAAUAUCUACAAGGAAGACCCAUCACGCUGGUCCUCCAGAUCACACUAAGCUUGUUGCUAUGGCCAGAUAUGUCCUCCACAAUUCCAACUGGGCAUCUAUAGCUACCAUAUCAGUUUUGCCAGCUAUCGAAGGAUUUCCGUUUUCAAACGUAAAAUCAAUUGUUGACGGAUCCCUUGCUAACUCUACUGGAAUUCCAUACUUUUAUGUAUCUCCUCUGGACUUCACGGCUCGCGAUUUGAUGAAAAAUAGUCGUGCCACGGUAUUGGUUACGUUGGAGGAAACACGAUUCUGCGAAAACCAAAAAUAUGACCCCGAAGAUCCGCGUUGCACCCGUCUUAUGCUGUCCGGAAAAAUGAAAAAGAUCAAAGACGGCUCUCCCGAGUAUGAGUUUGCGAAGGCCGCUUUGUUCGAGAGACAUCCGGCGAUGGCGACUUGGCCAACUGACCACGACUGGUUUAUCACCAAGAUGAAGAUCGCACAAAUAGCAAUGGUGGACUGGUUCGGCGGUGCCAAAUAUAUCCCUGUUAAAGACUACCUGGCUUACAACUAUACUGGUACUGAAAUGCUGCAACAUUACCGCCAAGGGCAUCAUGUAGCUCUAUAAUGCAAAAUAGGUCCUUUAUAGGUUUCGGAUUAAGAAUUAUUCUCGUUCUACAUUGUUCUAUAUUUUAUUCAUUGGUUACAGAAAUAGUUUUUAUAGUUUUCUAUAGAUAGUAGAGUCGAGUUGUUAAAUGUGUCUUUAAGUUUUAGGUCUCUUUGUACAUUACAUCAAGACCUAUCCUGGUCUUUUAAAUGUUACAAUAUAUUUAUUUAAGAAGAUAUUUUGUACAUUUCAUAUGUAGUGGAUUUAUAUAUAUAUACCUGUGCUGUUAGGUUACUUUCAUACAUUUUGAUAUAUGUUAGAUUUUCACUUGUAUAAAAAAAAUAAAGCGGUAUAAAUA
Molecule: messenger RNA, 1339 nt
Organism: Pieris brassicae (large cabbage white)
Lineage: Eukaryota; Metazoa; Arthropoda; Insecta; Lepidoptera; Pieridae
Gene: CREG
Product: protein CREG1
Exons: 7
Coding region: 262-1002 (246 amino acids)
Source: RefSeq, a predicted model, not a curated record